This is a messenger RNA of Polychytrium aggregatum, 1125 nucleotides long. RefSeq lists its product as uncharacterized. Gene Ontology annotation, molecular function: protein binding. The record is from RefSeq and is a predicted model, not a curated record. The transcript has 3 exons. Bases 1 to 1125 code for a protein of 374 amino acids. Lineage: Eukaryota; Fungi; Chytridiomycota; Chytridiomycetes; Polychytriales.
AUGUACACCUCUUGCACUCAAGUUGCCAACGGCACUUUUGCAAUCACCAUCAACAAUCCGACCAGUGGACAAAUCGAGUUCUAUGCUUGCGCCGAUGCAGGAUGCAACACAUGCCAGAUUGUUGGCCGGGAUACGCCAUCCAAUGCCUGCACAAUCGACGGCGCCGACUCAGGAACUGGGUUUGUCGUUUAUCGAGUCAUUGGCGUGCUUAGCGAUCCGACCGUGGCGCUUCCUUCGGGCUUUCCCAAUGGCACCAGGGCAAGCUCGACAGCUCCAUCGGCUCCAUCGGCGACCCCAACCCCAACCAACACACAAAGCAAUGUCAAUGUCGUGCUCAUAAGCGGAAUAGCAGCCGGGGCCGUCGUAUUUGUAGCCCUUGUUGCUGGCCUGCUCGUCUGGCUUUCGCGCCGAUCGAAGAGGGCCCGCAAGUCGCAGUACCAAGCCGAGCCUGUCGAAUCCAUCUACCCUCCGUCCUUUGUCGUCAAUGCCGCUCCUUCUGUCGCUCCUAUCGCUCCUAUCGCUCCUUCUGCCGUUCCAAUUGCUGCAUCCGCCGCCCCGGUGCAAUACUCUCCUCAGUACAUUUCACCAGAGGUGUUGCCCCAGUCUACCAUCCAACUCUACCCAGCCAGCUAUCCGACAUCGCCCCAGUAUUCGUAUGCCUCAAGUGUCCCAGAUGUGGUUCCUGUUCAGCCACUCUACAAUACUGGAAGUCCGCCAAAUUACCGUGAAUCCGUUUCAUCGAGUCGGAGCGAGGCGGUUCAUGUUGACGACAAGUUCCAAAUCGGAAGCUUCCAAAGGAUCCAGGACCCGGCUCAAUUUGGCGGUCCGUCGCAGCCAUUUGAGUCCAGCUCCUCCCCAUCGAGCCACAACCCGUCGGUGGGUAGGCAGAGCUCACAGAAUGCCCCAAAGUAUGUUGCCGUCGAGCAUGUCUCCAAGUUCAAUCCAAAAGACCUUCCCCUCAAUAUCGGCGAUGUGAUCGUCAUUGAGCACGAUUUUGAAAAUGGUCACGCACAGGGCUUCAACCAAACUACCGGUUUAUCCGGCGUCAUCUCACUCUCCAGUGUUCGACCUUUGGGACAAGAGCGCUAUCUUCCUGCGCUGCCCGACUCGGCGCAUCACGCCUGA